Messenger RNA from Anopheles funestus (African malaria mosquito), 5107 nucleotides. RefSeq lists its product as uncharacterized. NCBI's taxonomy places the organism in Eukaryota, Metazoa, Arthropoda, Insecta, Diptera, Culicidae. The transcript is spliced from 3 exons. Gene Ontology annotation, molecular function: protein binding. The record is from RefSeq and is a predicted model, not a curated record. The coding region runs from base 1856 to 4426 and encodes 856 amino acids.
UCCGAGUGUUACACGAUGUUCUCUCACUUUCUCUCUCUCUCUCGUUUGUGUUGCUCGGGAAUUCGGGUGCUGCUGUGCAGCAUCGCAAAGCGUCGUCCCCCGGUUGGGCACCAGUUCUUGCAGAUUCUUUCGUUCCGAAAGACGGCACGGUCUGCGUCGGUUUUUGUAGGUGUGUACGCGUCGAAAAACCCGCGACCGGUUCCGGCGCGUCAUCAUUUGAACGGUGUCGAAUGAAACUGGCAGCAGAAAACCCCAAAAAGGAAAGGAAAAGAAAACAAAAGCAAAUACUUGCACCCGUGCAGAGGGGGAUCGAUGUCAAUCUCAUUCAUCUCACUACGGGAGUUGCCAUGAGAAAUGAUCAAAGUUUGUGAAGGAUUGCAAAAAAAAAGGCAACGAGUGAAGGAUUAGCGAAGGGUGUUUGAAUCCUUCCUUUGAAUUUCUUCAAACAACAGUUCAAACAAACGAAUGUUUUGUGUUUUGUGUGCGUGAAAUAGUCGUGAAGACGAGCCGUGAAUAGUGAAUGAGCUGUGCCCGGGCAAUUGACAAAAGGGUUUAAACCUGUCCGGUAAAACAACCUCAUCGUUUGGUGGAGUAAAGGCAAAAACGAAAGAAGAAGAAAAAAAUGCGAAAACAAGUUACAGAGAAGUAAUCGAGAGAAAGUGGCAGAACAACCUUCAGUAGCCAGUAUCGCAUUGCAUACUGUUGGCUGGUGGUAAUCGUCGUUGCUGGCGUAGAAAAACAACAUUGCAAAGUGGCCGCUUUUUGGGUUGGUGAAGCUUCGACCUCAUUUUUGGAGUGAUGCCUCACUAGUGCGAACGUGGAAGGUGUGUUGAUGGUGGUCAUCCGGAAUAGGAGCAAAAAAAAGGAACAGCAAACCAAACGAAUUGUCACCAGCUGGUGUCGUGAAACAAUUCUCAAACCCAGCUUGGCACCAUUUCCGGGACGGCUUCUUGACACGGAAAGGUCUCAUCAGCGUGUUUCCAGCAGGGCCGUGUUCGCAGUUCAUCGCCGGAAAACGGGAUGUCUACUGGUGGCAGCAACCAACUAUUGCACACUAUCCGGUGGUCCGUGUUACGACUCAAGUGGUACCGGAAUUAAACAGCACGGCAACAAAAAGAAGACCUGAUUUCCGGUUCAUCACGUUCGAGGUUCACGGUGUGGUUCGUGUUUUAUGCACGCGCCUCUAAUUUGCCAUCGUGCUAGUGCUAGACGAGAUUGGACGGUGUGGACGAAUUAAAAUCACUUUAUUGCUAGAGGGGACGAGCUCAAAAAAAAAAAACACGGAGACACCCAGCGUACGUGCUCAUCCUUAAGCAGUGUCCAGUUUGUGUGAGAGCGAAAGUGUGCGCAAGUGUGUCGCUGUGUGUUUCUGUGUGUUUUUGCGUGUGAUUGGGGUGGGUAUUAAACGUGAAUCAAAACACAAGGUGCGAACGUGUCGGUAGUGUAGGAUCGCGUCAAGUGUGCAAAUCAUCAACCUCCAUACCCACCGGAAAUGUCAUUCAUAAUUACUUCUUCAAAGUCACACCGAGUGCGUGACGUGGUGGAACACGAUGGGUACCGGGUUCUAGCACACCGAGAGCUCAACCGUGAUCGCGAGUGAAAACUUGUGCGAUGUUGGUGCCGCAACGUAUCGGUACGCGGACACUAGGUUACUUACGCCCCCCCUUACCAUGAGGGCCCAGUUACGUUCGGGGCAUUCCGUUGCAGAUAGGUGAACGUUCACGUGUACUACAGCAGACAGAAACCGCGCUCUGUUUGGGACAGUGAGUGAACGGGCGAAGCGAAGAAGUAGCUUUAUUGUGUUCCGUUUUGUGUGGUUGUGUGUGUGAGAGAGAUAGAGAGUGUGUUUGCCAGCAUGUCCCGGUGGGAUGCAGCAUUGAUACUGAUGGCGCUGCUCGGUUGGAGCUCGCUCCCAUCAACGGAGGGUUGCCCGGCGGAGGUGUGCGUGUGCAAGUGGAAGGGUGGCAAACAGACUGUCGAGUGUGGAGGACGCUACCUGAACCGGCUGCCCGACGGUAUGGAUCCGGGCACGCAAGUGCUCAACUUUUCCGGCAAUAGCCUAACGAUACUGCAGAGCGAACGGUUUCGCAAGAUGGACCUUAUCAACCUGCAGAAGAUCUAUCUCGCCCGCAACCAGCUGGUGAAGAUACACGAUCGUGCGUUCCGUGGGCUCACCAAUCUGGUGGAGCUCGAUCUCUCCGACAACACGCUGUCGGAGGUACCGACCGAAACGUUCCAGGACUAUGCAGCUCUGAUGCGGCUCUCGCUUAGCGGGAACCCGAUACGGGCACUAAGGUCCAACGCCUUCAAGCAACUGUCAUACCUGACGACGCUCGAGCUGAGCAACUGUCAGAUUGAGCUCGUCGAGGACGAAGCGUUCAUCGGCAUGGACAACCUGGAGUGGUUACGGUUGGAUGGUAAUCGCAUCACUACUAUUCGUGGUGCACACGUACUGCCCGAGUCACUGCACGGUAUCAAUCUGCAGAGCAACCGGUGGCACUGUGACUGCCAUCUGACGGACGUGUACACCUGGCUGAAUAGCUUUAACGUACCGCAGCGGGAAGAAAUCAAGUGUAGUGGACCACCGCGGUUGGUGGGCGAAACGGUUAAAACCCUCACGCUAGAUGAUCUCGCAUGUUUGCCGGUGGUGACGCCGGAAACUUCCUACCGCGAGAUCGCCGAAGGGCGCAACAUCUCGCUCGACUGUCGGAUAGCGGCCAUUCCCGAGCCAACGGUGGCGUGGCUAUUCCAGGGUCAGGUACUGCUCAACGAUAGCCUCCUAUCGCCCAGCCUACACCUGUACUACUACGUGGACGAGCUGGAUGGUGCAAAGCACAGUGAGCUGUUCAUCUACAACAUCAACGCGGACGAUAAUGGGACGUACUCGUGUGUGGCGGAGAAUUCGGCCGGACGCGUACAAACCAACUACACACUGCACGUCAUCGUGAAGGAGGAGCCGAUCGUGGAGCAGGUCACCUUCUCCGAGGAGUACUUCCUGGCGAUCGUAGCAGCCAGUGCGGCAACCGCAGUACUACUCUCCCUACUGUGCUGUAUCGUUGCCUGCAAGUGUGCCCGAUCGCGGCGUUCGUCCGCGGGAGGCAAGAAGAGCCGCAGUUCGAAGAGUGCCUCCGAUGGUUCGGGUGCACCCAGCCAGCAAAAGUGUGCCUCGAUAACGAACGACAUCGGUGAACCACUGACGGCGGCCAAAAUGAACGGUGCGCUGGCACUGGGUGAUGGUGGCAAUCCGCAAGACAUUGUGCUUUACCUGAACGCGAAUCCAAACGGGUUGGACAAGGCGGCACUCAACAGUAUGACGGCGAUGGCACAGUUUUGUAGCCCACCGUCCGCACGCAGCUAUCAGGAUCAGAACCCGGAUCUGAUAAACGAUGCGGAAAGUGGACAGCACAAAACGCGCCCACGGCCAGACGCGAUCGAUUCCGAUCUAGGUGAGAAGGAUUCGGAUGAGCAGAGCAGCGUACAGGACGGUAGCAGUGAGGCAAGCUUUCAGCAGCAACAGCAACCGGGUCCGUAUUAUCCGCCGAUGAUUCUACGCGGUCCACGUUUCGCUUCCUCCGCCCUGUCCACCUUGCCGCGCGGUGGCACGGCAGCCCUAGCAGGCAAGGACCUUGCGGCCUACCAGCAUCAGGUGGACAUUCAUCUGAGUCCCGGGUGCUUUCUCGAUCAGAACGGUUACCCGGUCGAUCUAAGCCUGAUGACGGCACCGAGUGGCCCACCGGUGAACUACUACCGUACGCUGCCCCACAAGAAGCAUCAGCAGCAGCACCAGCAACAGCAGCAGCAGCAGCAGGGUACGGGUAAGACGCUCGCUCGGUACGCCAACGAUGCCGAGUUUAUAAAUCGCACACAAUCACCAGCCGCCUACCAGAUGUACGCUCCGACCGAUGUGCGGUACACGGCCGAGGGCUACCCCCAGGGUCAGCAGAAUGACCAUACACAGUUUCCUUCACCGCCGGACGGUUACAAGGGCGAAGUGCAUCCCGUGGCCUACAUGAGCUCAACGGCAGCAGCAGCGGCCGCCUUCUGUGUUGGGCCUACACCACCCCAACAGUGGCCCACCUUCCUGCCCGGGUUCCAUCCGCAGCUUAUCCCCAUCAUGGCGCCGGGCGGUGGUGCGCUACUCGCCUCACCCAUGAUGGCCUCCCCGAGCAGUGGUCCUUCGCCGCAGCCACAGCUGAGCAGUCCACAGACGCAGCCGGGCAGUGCGCUAAAGAAAUGUUCCGUCGGUGCGCAAACGUCCGAGCUGGACAAGGACGUCAUACCGGAGCAGCGCGAAGAGGAAGAGGAGGAAGAGGACGAUCACGAAAAUGGUGGCAGUACGGUGAAGCUGCGGCAUCUGACGGGCCCACUGGCGGACAGUCCGGACGAGGGCUAUGUAGGGGAUAGUCACGAGACGAGCGACAUUUGACAGCAACCCAAACACGACCAGGCGAUGCACCAUCAUCAGCUACACCGGCAUCAACACCACCAACACCAGCAGCUCGAGUCGGACGAUGUGCCAUUAUAAGACUAGUGCGAUGCGUUAGAUUCUUCCGGUUUGUGUUUUGUACAUUUUGUAGUAUAAAAUUAGACAGAUCACCCAUAUUCGUGGUGGUGGAACGGGAGUGACUGAACGAUGACACGAUCGCGAUCUCUCUUCCCUUACGGAAGUGACAUUCUUUUCAUACUGUGCAUAAAAAAGCGUAUGGAAGUGCUUGUUGUUAAGGGUGCCAAUAUGGUAACAAUUCCCCCUGCCAAAACGGAGACACAACUCUUGAUGGUGGGUGAUGCCGUCGCGCUUAUCACUACUUUCCUACAGGUUUCACACAGCACUGUAUCCCGCAUUCGCUUCAACGGUGAAGCUUCCGGGGGGCAAAGAGUUUAACGUGAUACACCUGUGUGUUGUGUGCACCAUGGAAUGCCAUUCGAGGCGUAGAUCAAAUGUCGAUUAGAGGAAGAAAUCGUUUAAAAUGUGUAUCUCGUAGAUGGGAAGCGUUAAAGCAUGGCCAAACAAAACUGUGACAAGUUUUCAGUUUCUUUAGUCGCUUAUUCCCUUUGGAUGGUUCAGAAUAAAAACAAGAAUUGUGAAAUUUUGUCGAAUCCAGUUGCG